AUGGCCUAUUCGACUCUCGGUCGUGAUCAGAUCCCCGGCCAUGUCGUUUUCGUUCUGCGUCUUCUACCCCAACCAAGAGAGGCCGCCAAUUCGUUCGGAUCGCCACGCGUUAUCAAUGUACUCGCCGCCGGAAAGGAGUCGACUGAUCUCUUUCUCGACGAUUUGACCCUCAAAGAGCCCAGCCAAUUUGACAUUCCCAAUUUCGCCGUACACGCUGCUACCUCCGUCACCCUUACUCUCAAGCGUAUCGCUGAAGCGCUGGAGAACAAGGACAUCAUGUUCAUUCACCCGCAUCCUGGCGUAGUUAGCACAGACUUGUUCAUGAAGAGUUGGGCUCGCAAGUUCGACCCGAGCAAGGCCACAGCUCCGCCUGCUGGAGAUUUUAUGAAGCUUACACCGGACGAAGCUGGUGAAAGAUGUAUAUACUUGGCCACAAGCGCUGAGUUCGGAGGCAAUGGUGUUCCUGUACAGAAUGGGCGACAUACAGCCAAGACUCUGACCCAUGGAGCUAGAGCCUCGCUUUUCUCGAUCAACGACAAGUUUGAGAUUGUCGAACAGGACGAUAUACUUGCUGAUAUUCAGAAGAUGGGUACUCCUCACAAGAUCUGGGACCACACCUUCGAGGUCAUUCACUCUCUUACUGAGUCGGAUUAG
Molecule: messenger RNA, 654 nt
Organism: Fusarium musae
Lineage: Eukaryota; Fungi; Ascomycota; Sordariomycetes; Hypocreales; Nectriaceae
Exons: 2
Coding region: 1-654 (217 amino acids)
Biological process (GO): secondary metabolic process
Source: RefSeq, a predicted model, not a curated record